GUCUAAAAUGCGCCUCUAUGGUGCAUAGAAUAAUCAUGCGCUAAGUAUAACGCUGACAGGCCGUUGAAGAGCUUCUCCGUCAAUUGACUGUUAACCAAUGAAAGAAGGGACCCAGCCACGUGGUCUCGUUCAUCUUCUCGUCAAUCCCUCGAAUUACGGAGAGAGAGAGAGAGAGACAAAGAGUGAUCCGUCAACAUUCACAUAUGGAGUUGUGAUAUGGGCGGUCUCUGGGCUUAGAAAUCCAGCGAUGAAAGGCGUCUUCUCGGCGCCCGGAGAUUACAUCUACUUCAAGUCACAAGUCCCUCUUCAUAAGAUCCCUAUAGGCACAAAGCAGUGGCGAUAUUAUGACUUUGGUCCAAAAGUUGUACCUCCACUUAUUUGUCUUCCUGGAACAGCAGGAACAGCUGACGUCUACUACAAGCAGAUUAUGUCAUUGUCCAUGAAGGGUUACCGUGUGAUCUCUGUUGACAUUCCACGGGUAUGGAAUCACCAUGAGUGGAUUCAAGCAUUUGAAAAGUUUUUGGAUGCUAUAGAUGUUCAUCAUAUACAUCUUUAUGGUACAUCCCUUGGGGGCUUCUUAGCUCAACUUUUUGCUCAGCAUCGUCCAAGGCGGGUUCGAUCUUUGGUACUCUCAAAUUCAUUUGUGGAGACACGCAGUUUCUCAACUGCAAUGCCAUGGGCUCCCAUUGUUAGUUGGACGCCUUCAUUUUUGCUGAAAAGAUACGUCCUAACAGGAAUUCGUGAUGGCCCCCAGGAGCCUUUCAUUGCAGAUUCAGUGGACUUUGUUGUUUCUCAGGUUGAGACACUCUCGAAAGACGACUUAGCCUCCAGAUUGACUUUAACAGUUGAUGCCACUUCAGUUGGAUCUCUCUUGCUUUCAGACUCGUUUAUUACAAUAAUGGAUACAAAUGACUAUUGUGCAAUUCCUCAACAACUCAAAGAUCAACUAAGUGAAAGGUAUCCUGGGGCAAGACGAGCGUACUUGAAGACUGGAGGAGACUUUCCAUUUCUUUCUCGUCCAGAUGAAGUCAACUUAUAUCUUCAGCUACAUCUAAGACGAGUUGGUGUCGAAGCUCGACCAGACUUGGUUCCGGGUGUCCCAAAGGGUGGGGGGGAUGCUGGGAGUCCUAGUGAACGUAAUGGUGGACAAGAAGAUCCAGAUGAUCCAUCCAAAGAUAACAAGGGAAAUUCAGACAGUCCACCUGCAGGAAGUCAGCUACCUCCAGCUCCCGAAAGCUCUGAAUCACAUAGUUUAGAUGAUCCGCCCCUCAGCACUGCAAAAAUUUUGCACUUGGAUCAUAAAGUCAUGACAGUACUCAUUCCUUCAGGAUUCUUGAUGAUACAAGACGUCGUCUUGCUAAUAGCAUGGGAGAUGUUAGCCUUUCAUUCCCUUCGUCUUUAUGUGGGAUCUUUGUACACUAUUUGGAACUAUAGUUGGAAAUUCAGACAAGCUGUCUAGAGUGCAACAUUUUGAGAUUGUUGUUCGUAUGAAGUUUAUACAAGCAAUUGACAAACGCGUCUAGAAGUCAUUUUCGCAAAUUUUGCAUUUCUACUUGUUUUUCUCAUCAUUUAAUGUUCUCAUGUACAUUCCAAAAGGAUCUGUUGUAAUCUUACCUUUUACGAUUUAGCUGGAUCAAUUUAUUAUUCUUUAAACAGGAUAUUCUUCA
Messenger RNA from Ziziphus jujuba (common jujube), 1667 nucleotides. RefSeq lists its product as uncharacterized. Bases 98 to 1459 code for a protein of 453 amino acids. The record is from RefSeq and is a predicted model, not a curated record. NCBI's taxonomy places the organism in Eukaryota, Viridiplantae, Streptophyta, Magnoliopsida, Rosales, Rhamnaceae. The transcript has 9 exons.